AUGUCUACAAUGGAAGCGUUAGGUAUCGAGCUUGUUUCAUUGCAUGAAGCUAUUAUGCGUACAGAAAUUAAUUUUAAGAAACUCGCAUGCGACAAGAGAAAUGAGACAACUAUUAGAGGUCGUUUAGAAUGGCUAAAAGAAAAAUGGCAUCGAUGCUUAGAACUAGACUUAAAGGCUAGAGCGCUCUAUACGCUGGAAGAAAAAAAGACCAUAGGAUAUUUUUCUGAAAGUCAAUUUCUGCAAAUUGAAGAAGCUUCUCUUGCAGCUCUCGAUUAUUUAAAUUCAAAUAUGCAUACUUUUGUCUCAAAUGUUGCGGUAGAAGCUAAACAACCGACGCAAGAAAACGUUAAUCAGCAAAAUUAUACUAUUCCCAAAUUACCUAAAAUUACGUUGCCUGAAUUUUCAGGCAAUUAUGUUGACUGGGAAAAUUUUCGUGAUCUGUUUGAGGCGUUAAUUGUUAAUAAUAUGUCUUUAUCUAAUGUGUCACGUUUACACUAUUUGAAAUCUUUGUUAGUAGGUGAUGCUAGUCAUGUCAUUAAACAUGUGACAGUGACCGAUGCGAAUUUCACUACUUUUUGGGAGACAAUUAAAAUUCGCUACGAUAAUAAACGCGCUCUAAUCAAUGCUCAUUUGCAAGCAAUCGCGACUAUACCGAAUGUAUCUAACAAUUCUGUGGUGGAAUUAAGGGUGUUACGUGAUUCUACAAAUGAAGCGUUUACAUGCUUAAAAAAUUUAAAUCGACCAACUCAGCAUUGGGAUGAUUUUAUGGUGUUUUGGAUAGUGCGUAAAUUAGAUAUGUCAUCUUUGAAGGAAUGGGAGAUGCACUUGGGAUCUGAAACUGACUAUCCUACUUUCAAAAAAUUAGAUGAUUUUUUAGCAACACGCGUUCGGACUUUAGAAGCGAUUCAGUUAUCAAAAGGUAAUCUACCAGAAAAGGGUAAAAUUAACAAAGGACAAUCAGUUAAAGGUCACAAUGCCUUUACCAUUUCAAAAUGCUUAAUGUGUCAAGAAAAUCAUCACUUAUUUAAAUGUAAACAAUUUAGAGAAUUAUCUAUUGAUCAACGCAAGGAACUCGUGUUACGUCAUCACUGUUGCCUCAAUUGUCUGACACCAGGUCAUAAACCUUACAACUGUUCUAGCAAGUAUACAUGUCGUAAGUGCCAUCGUAAACAUAACACAUUGCUACAUAUUGAAUUUAAAUCUAAUUCUAAUUCUAUUGCUACAAUGCCGGUGUUGACUUCCGCCAACACUCUUGCAAUCAGUUCUCCAGUGGCCGGAACUAGUAAUACGGGCUUAGUAAUAAAUGAAAUAUCGGAUAGCCCUCCGCUAAAAAUACAGGGAGCCCAUCAUACGAAUCUCAAUGACGCUACAGUUUAUUUUUGGAAUAAUAAAUGCGAUCUUUCACGCUCUACUUUGCUCGCAACCGCCGUAGUAAACAUACGAGCUGAUAAUGGCCGGGUUAAUGCCUGUAGAGUUCUACUUGAUCAGGGCUCGGAAUGUUGUUUUUUAUCUGAAAGAUUAGUGAAAAUUCUUAAUCCGAAGUAUCAAAGGGUGAAUGCUUUAGUUUACGGUGUAGGAGGUGAUAUGAUGGGUGCCGCGAAAAAGUUAGCUCAAGUAGUACUUUUACCAAAGAGAGGUGUGAUCGAACCUGUAUUUAUGCAAGCUUUAGUGUUAUUGCAUUUAACGUCUUACACCCCACCUGUAAGACCGGGGGGAGGAGUUGAAAAGGAAUUAAAAGAACUUUCCUUAGCAGACCCUGAUCCAUUUGGCUCAGAAGCCAUAGAUAUGAUUCUAGGAGCAUAUAUAUUUGGAUCAUGUCUCUUACCAUGGCUUAAAUAG
Molecule: messenger RNA, 1839 nt
Organism: Belonocnema kinseyi
Lineage: Eukaryota; Metazoa; Arthropoda; Insecta; Hymenoptera; Cynipidae
Exons: 1
Coding region: 1-1839 (612 amino acids)
Source: RefSeq, a predicted model, not a curated record